This is a messenger RNA of Culex pipiens pallens (northern house mosquito), 2716 nucleotides long. RefSeq lists its product as uncharacterized. The record is from RefSeq and is a predicted model, not a curated record. NCBI's taxonomy places the organism in Eukaryota, Metazoa, Arthropoda, Insecta, Diptera, Culicidae. The transcript has 4 exons. The coding region runs from base 161 to 2716 and encodes 851 amino acids.
GAUUUGUGUUUCGGUAGUUUUUUUUUAAGUCGCGGGUUAUUAUUGAUAAAAUUGUGUGACAGGUUCUUUGGAACAAUAUUGACGAAGGCGAACCGCAUUGCAUCGAUUCUGUGUCGAAAGAUCCCAAAAUCAUAGUUCCGGUUCCGUAGGUUCAACCAGGAUGUCCUCGUUUAUAAAUGACUUCAACAACCACAUCCAGGCGUACUUCAUUAGUAGCACCUAUGGAAAUGAAACGCUUGUGACUAAUAAUUUGAACCACUUGGCCCUGGUCCAGGAUCAGCGUACGUUUGACGUGUCCGUGUACAGCACAAAUGUGUUCUUUGUGAACCUGCACAAGCUGAUGGGAACCGGCACGAAAAAGAUGGCCCUGAUGUGGUCCGCCGUGUCGGUUCUGGAGGCGGCCUCAAAGUGGGAGGAAACUCGGCUAGCUUUGGUUCGGGACUUUCAUUACCUUCCACCGUUGACCAACAUGUUGCUGGAGAUUCAUUCCGGCGAGCAGCAGCAGCGACUGUUGGCACUGAUCGAACUGCUGACGCACGGAGCCCAACUCGAGAGCCACGAACCGUUUGUGGAGGCGUUGAUUUUGAGGUUGCUCGCGCUGAUGGAGCAAGGGCACGGUCACAAGGAUAAAACGGAACUCGUUACGCUGGCGCUGUCGAUUCUGGUGAAUCUGUGCUACAGGAACCUGCCGAUGACGUAUUUACUGACGAAAAACAUUAGCGUAUCCGCUUUCUGCGGGAAAAUAAAAGAACUUGGACUGGUCGCUUGCAAGAUGUACAUAAUUCUGGAACGGAACGACUUUAUGAAAGAGAUGGACCUGCAGUAUCUGCUGAAGAUGAGCUUCAAGGAGGUUCGAACGGUGCUGGCUUCGAAAAACAGUUUUAUUCUGCGCCACGUCGUCGACUAUCUGCACUACAUCCGUCAGCAGGACCAGCACGCGGACAAGGAAAACGGCCACAAACAGCUCUCCAUGAAGGACAACUUCUUCCGCGACAACCUGAAAGAGUUCCUGGACGAUAUCGAGCGGCACACGUGCGGCCAGUUGGACUCAACGACCGCCAACAACACGAGAAAGAAACGAAAGUGCACCGAGGACAAAAAUUCCUCCGGCGAAUCCUCUUCCAACGACUGCAUGGACGUUCUGUUUGAGAUUAUGGAGUGCAUCGUGGCGCUGGAACCGGUUGGGCCGGACUUUCGCAAGCGGAUUGCGGACGUUGCGCUGAAAUGGAUCACCACUAGCAAGCAAAGUUGUGCGCGGGCGGUGGAUCUGCUCAGGGUAGUACUGGAGCGAAGCCAAACCGAAAGGGACAAAGAUGAGGCGGUACGGGAGUUGGUUGAUGCUUGUCAGGAUGUUUUGGCGGAGCUGAUGGCGAUGGUGACAAAUAAUACGGAUGAAAAGCUGACGAUCUCAUUCUCCAAACUGCUCUCCACGAUGGUGAAAGUACAAUCCUCCUCCAGCACCACCGACCUGGACAACGUGGCCGAACAGUUCUUCCAGCACGUGUUCGCCACCAUUCUGAGCUGUUCCGGUGGUCCCAACUCGUUCAACUACUCGCUGGCGGACAGUGAAGUGCGCAUUUUCCUGUGGGCGCUGCACACGUUCAACGAUUUCGCGAACCUCUCGCCAACGCUGUGGUUCGCCAAGGUCGGCAAUCUGCUGAAGCAAAAGCCGGUCCACUUUAUGAUCGCACGUGGGCUAACGUCCGGCGAUUUGGAACUUACGGAAGCGAUGAUGCAGGUGACCGCGACGGUGGAUUUCCCGCGGCGAGAGGUUUCCAAGAUGGUUGGGAUGCUGAGCGGUCACAAGAGGGAGAAAAGUUCGAUGGAUGUCGGUAGGGCGGCUGCGGGGCCGACGCCGCCUCCGGCUGCUUUGAGUCGAGAAUUGCUGGAGCGGAUGAGUCAAACCGUGUCGCAGAUUCAGGACGCGGUCGCUUCGGGGCAGAUUUCGGACGUUAGUACGGUUGAGCUGAUUGAGUUUUACAACUGUAAAAUCGCGAUGGAAACUCAGCUGAUGAGCGAUUUGAGGGGGAGUUUGGGCGGGAUGUCGGCGCAGAUCAGCACGCUGCUGCACCAGAACCAGCUGCAGGCCGUGGAGAUUGACAAGGUGCAGCGGAAGAACUUGCCGCUGGUGUUGAAGGUUUCGGCGUUGGAGAACGAGAACCGAACGCUGGAGAAGGAGCUGAAUCACAUGAAGAGUGCGACGGCGUCGUACGACCGGAAGAUUGGCCAGAUGAAGCAUGAGCUGUCGGAUUACAUAAGGAAGUACAGCGAAAAGAACCAGCAGUGCGGCGCGCUGGCCAAGGAGGUCGAGAUGUACCGGGUGCGGGACGGGAACUACGAGAAGGAGAACAAGCGGUUGCAGCAUGAGUUGAACGAUAUGACCAAGACGCGGGACGAGUCGCGCAAACUGUUGAAGGUGGCCGAGGACGAUCGGCAAAAGUUGGCCGAGCAGAAGGAGAGCGACAAGAAGAUGUACGAGAGCAAGAUUCGGGAACGUGAGCGGGAGAUUUCCAAGCGGACAGACCUGUGCCAACAGCUAGAGCAUCAGCUGCAGAAGCGCGACACCAAGAUCGAGUUGCAGGAGACCGAGCUGAAGGAUCUGCUGGGACAGAUUGCGGCCAAGGAGGAACGGAUCGCGCAGAUCGAGAACGAGCUGAAGGAGAGCGAAAGCAUACAGAAAGCCAUCUACAGCUUGAUGAACAAGGGGAAAAAGUAA